Molecule: messenger RNA, 735 nt
Organism: Aspergillus affinis
Lineage: Eukaryota; Fungi; Ascomycota; Eurotiomycetes; Eurotiales; Aspergillaceae
Exons: 1
Coding region: 1-735 (244 amino acids)
Source: RefSeq, a predicted model, not a curated record
AUGGCCAACUUCUUUGGUCAGAGUGCUACCUACGACGCGAUCGAAGGACGAUUCCGAAGAUAUCGAAAAAUGGCCGAUGAGCUCAAGCAGGAGGCCCGCGCGCUCGGCAUCACCAAUGCCCUCCCGGGGCGAGGAUCGGGUGGAUCGACGCCGCGAACCCCGCGGGCCACUCGAGGCGUCACCAAGAAAUCGUCUACUGGCAAGGCCCAAAAAGGCACCCCAUCCAACUUGACAUCUCCCACCCGACGCGCGAUCGCCUCUCGCUCUGGAAAUGGGGGAAUGAGCACCCUGGACGCCAUCUGUUUAGAUGACACCUCCGAGGAUGACCAGAAGGAUACAAAGCUGAAAACAGACACCAGGACUGGACCAGCAAGGCUUGCAGACGCUCCUCUUUGGGGGCAGCAUGGCGCUGCUGUGCAGGACCAGGGUGGGCCUGAUCUGGAGAUCGUCGGGGCGCCCGUCCCUGCCGAGGACAUUUUUCCCAAGCUCGAGGAACGAGAAAAUUCGAUGAGUAUCUUCUCAUCCUUCCCAUCCUUGGAAGGCUUCAAAGGUAAGGAGGCCGAUCGUGACUUCCCGAGUGUGGCGCCCUCAAUGGGCUUGAGCAGAACUGGCACAACCCUGGAACAGACCAACAUGAAUGAGGAUCCUUUCUACCAAUCUGACCCCUACUUCCCCAUCAACCAUGCCGCCUACCCAAUGGAUAACACGUACUUUGAUGAGGGUGGCAUGGCAUAG